This is a messenger RNA of Fimicolochytrium jonesii, 699 nucleotides long. RefSeq names its product Phospholipase/carboxylesterase/thioesterase. Gene Ontology annotation, biological process: protein depalmitoylation. Gene Ontology annotation, molecular function: palmitoyl-(protein) hydrolase activity; carboxylic ester hydrolase activity. The record is from RefSeq and is a predicted model, not a curated record. The transcript has 5 exons. Gene Ontology annotation, cellular component: cytoplasm. Lineage: Eukaryota; Fungi; Chytridiomycota; Chytridiomycetes; Spizellomycetales; Powellomycetaceae. Bases 1 to 699 code for a protein of 232 amino acids.
AUGAGUGCCCUCAAAACAGCCGUCGUUAAUGCGCCGAAAACACAUACGGCGACUAUCGUGUUCCUUCACGGGCUCGGGGACUCAGGCCAUGGGUGGGUCCCAGUCGCAAAGAUGUUGUCGCCGAUACUGCCCCACGUGAAGUGGGUGCUGCCGCAUGCCCCAAGCCGUCCUAUCACAGUCAAUUUUGGGAUGGCCAUGCCCGGAUGGUAUGACAUCCACAAGUUGGGGCCUGGAGGGAAAGAGGAUGCAGAAGGGGUCAUGAGCUCGAUCGCACAAGUAUCGAAGAUUGUGGAUGAUGAGAUCAAAGCUGGCAUAGCCCCGGAGCGGAUUGUUGUCGGUGGUUUUUCGCAGGGUGGCGCUCUCAGCAUCGUCUACAGUUUGGCAAGUGGCAUCAAACUCGGCGGCUUCCUCUCGUUGAGUGGUUAUCUUCCAUUGACGGACGCAAAUUUGGAUAAGGUGAGUUCUCGGCGAACCAAGAUCAGAGUGAAGAAAAACACAAAUAAUGAGACACCCAUGUUGAUGUGUCAUGGAGAUCAGGACGAGACGGUUCCAUACAAAUGGGGCAAGCUCUCUUACGAGAAGAUCGUAGAGCUAGGAAAGAAGGUUGAAGCGUUCAAGACAUACAAGGGAAUGGGUCACUCCAGCUCAUCGGAAGAGGUCUCGGAUGUUGCAGAGUUUUUGACUAAAGUUUUACCGUAG